CGUCGUCGGACUAUAAAUAGGGGAGUCAGGACCAUGGACAAGCCUGCCAAACCUGUCAACAAGCAGCCAAGUCCAUCUUUUCUAGUGUUGCUUAGUGAGCAAGCUUAGAGACCAUGAAGCCUAUCUUUGCUUUCAUCUUCCUCUUGUCUAUUCUCUUGUUUGCAGAAGUCAAUGAUGCAAGGAAGAGUCCAGGUGACUACUGGAAGAAGAUAAUGAAGGACCAGCCCAUGCCGGAGUCAAUCAGAGAUCUCAUUCGCCCCGGGAAUGAAAAGAACACCAAUGAUUUCAUGAGGGAUUUCGACAUGAGACCUAAUGUAAUCAUAUAUCACAGCCAUGGUGAUGCCAAGGAAAAGAAGCACUGCGGGGAAAAUGCUGAGAAGGGAGAGGACGAGCGGUUGAAGAUGCCUGAUAAUCAAGAUCAGAAGAAGAUGACAUCUGCUUAGUCUGAAACUAGAGAAGGAAAAGAAAAUGAUGAAAAAUAAUAUGGUAGAUGCUUUUCUGCAGCAAGUUAAUAUGUCGAACUUAUUUUAUUAUACAGUAUUAUUAUGCAUAUGCUUGUAAUUUGAGCGUUGUCAGACUAUUAUCCAUUUUGCUAUCUCUGUCCGAUCUUUCCA
Molecule: messenger RNA, 614 nt
Organism: Eucalyptus grandis
Lineage: Eukaryota; Viridiplantae; Streptophyta; Magnoliopsida; Myrtales; Myrtaceae
Product: organ-specific protein P4
Exons: 2
Coding region: 114-443 (109 amino acids)
Source: RefSeq, a predicted model, not a curated record